AAAAAUCCAGUAAAGUUCAGACGCAUUAGGUCAGACGCCCCCGCCGCCACACCACGACCACCAACCUACGAACAUGUCCACGCUCAACGAAAUGCCGGUGGAGCCGCCUGUAACGCAAUCCGCGGCGUUCCAUCAAGCUCAUUCGUCAUCUCCCCGCCAUCGAUCACAGCACACGCCCUUCCAGCUCAAGUUCACGUGCGUUGGCCACAAGAAGGCUAUCUCAAGCGUCGAGUUUGCGCCAACUGGACACGUGCUUGCCAGCGCAUGUACGUCCCUCUUACAACUCACUUGAUGAGAAGGACGAAACAUGCGCUGAUCCUGACGUGUCUGCUUCUAGCACCCGACAAAACCGUCAAGUUGUGGGAUGCCUCGUCGGGCUCGCUCAAAACGACCCUCGAAGGCCACGACCAAGGCAUCUCCGACAUUUCGUGGUGCCAGAAUGCGAAAUAUCUCGCGUCAGGCUCGGACGACCGCACUGUCAAGACAUGGGAUAUCGAACAAGGCUGCACCGUUGCUACUUUGCGCGGGCACACCAACGUUGUGUUUUCCGUCAACUUUAACCCUCAAGGAACACUCAUUGCAAGCUCCUCUUUUGACGACAGCGUGCGAAUUUGGGACUUUCGGACCGGUCGCAUUGCUCGAAUGAUUCCUGCGCACUCGGACCCUGUUACGGCCGCUUCGUUCAACCGUGACGGCACGCUUCUCGUUUCGAGCAGCUACGAUGGACUGUGUCGGAUAUGGGACGUUGCGUCAGGGCAGUGUCUCAACACGCUGACGCUGUCGACAGACGCCACGACCACCGACCCGAUCGUGCCCGUCUCAUACGCACGAUUCACGCCCAACGGCAAGUUUGUCCUUGUCAGCACGUUGGAUGGGAAGUUGAGGCUGUGGGACUACGUGCGAUCCCGCGUGCUCAAGACUUACAGUGGCCACGUGAACUCGUCGUUUUGCAUCUUCUCGUCGUUCUCGGUCGUGGGGGACAAACCGCAUGUCGUGAGUGGGUCGGAGGACGGCAACGUCAUUUUGUGGGACGUCCAGACCCAGGCCAUUGCGCAGAUCAUUCCGGCGCACACAGACGCGGUCCUCGCUGUCGCAGCCAACCCCAUGCGACCCAUGCUCGCGACUGGCGCCCUCGAAAAGGACAAGACGGUCAAGGUCUGGGAAGGUUGACCCGGUGUGUGCAUGCUUUGUGGGAAUCCUGCAGAUCGGUCUGUUUGAGCUGCUUUCAGUCGUGCAGCUCCACAGAUACCGCCAAUCGCCUAGACCUUGCAGCGCUCUCGGUAAGAGGGGUCGCUGUCGACUCUGCUGGACUUGUGUCGUUAUUUAAACUUAAGUAAUAUUUUCUCUGACUU
Molecule: messenger RNA, 1352 nt
Organism: Aphanomyces invadans
Lineage: Eukaryota; Oomycota; Saprolegniomycetes; Saprolegniales; Verrucalvaceae
Exons: 2
Coding region: 265-1170 (301 amino acids)
Biological process (GO): mRNA splicing, via spliceosome
Cellular component (GO): Set1C/COMPASS complex; U4/U6 x U5 tri-snRNP complex
Molecular function (GO): U6 snRNA binding; histone binding; U4 snRNA binding
Source: RefSeq, a predicted model, not a curated record